CAACGCUCCAGUGUGGACGUACACAGCCGCGCGUUUCACAUCACACAUUGAUCGUUUGCAAGUUUGACCAUCUCCAAGAAGAAGUGAUAUUCCUUAACUUGGACUUCAUUAUACCCAAGACAUUUUUUUCGUGUAUGCACAGCUAUCUUUGAGUAGCAUCCACCUUUUGUGUGCACUUUGGUAGUUGUUUGAAAGAUCUUGUCAAGGGUUCUCACUGGAAUCACACGAAGAAAGGUAUAUUGGAUGAAGUUGUGUGUGUCUCUCAAACCCUGCCGCGGCAUGUUGAGCAGUAUGGAGGUUUCUUAACGGCCACCUGAACAUUUCGUUUCAAGACUGAUGCCCGGCACAUUCGGAAAGUAGAAGAAGGCGUUUCAUCUGGGCAGGAGCUCAUUAACCGCCUGAGAUGUCCAGCUCCAUGGAUAAUAUGUCCGUUUACACCGCAAACACAACGGAGGACAAUCCAUUCCCCCAACCAUCGUACAUCGUCGUGACGGUCAUGCUGGUCGUCUACAGUGUAGUGGGGGUAUUCGGAAAUGCUAUCGCAUUUUACAUUUUCUUUCGUCGACGAGAUAAGUCAACCUCAGUGAUAUUCAUUCUUGCCCUGGCGGGAUGUGACUUCUUCACGUGUCUAGUUAUUAUUCCAUACACAAUCGCAUUUGAGAUGUUACGAUCUGUUGUGGUGUACGACGUUUUCUGUAAACUCUUUAUGUUUUUCCAAACAUCAAACAUUCCCUUUUCUGCAUGUAUUAUGGUAGCCAUAGGCUUUGACAGGUACUUCUGUAUCUGCCAUCCUUUCUUACACGCAUUUACCAUUGCAAGAGCUAAAAUAACUGUUGGAUGUCUUGCACUGAUGUCAAUAACGUUCGGCACACUCACCUCCCUGUCAUUUGGUGUGUAUGGAAAUGAAUACAUGAACAUGACCGCAUAUGCAAAUGUAACAUUGAACCUGACGGAGACCGAGGUGAUUCACUAUUCUGCCCAGGAAGCGCCGGUUAGAGAACCCGGUACGUACGUUAUACCUGACAUGCCAACACAAUAUGAAAACAUUACACAAUAUGAGAUUUCUGAAAUUAGAGUUGUUUACACCGGACAAUGUGGAAUGAACGAGUUCAUUGUUAGCGAAGAAUUCACGAAAGGCUAUCAAAAGGUAUAUACUGCUGUGUACAUAAUAUCGUUCAUAGCAGUAGCAGUACUUUAUACUCUUAUCUACAAGUCAAUUCUUAUGAGACGAGCCAAAAAAGCCAAGCGUAAGAAGAGGAGUCACUAUCACAGUGUAGCCGGAGCUGAAGGGGCUGCGGGGGAAACACAAAUGACAACCAUCAAUGGCAAUGCAAGUGCUGAAAAAAAUGAUAUUCCACAACAGAAUCAAACCCAGGCCGGUUCCAAGGGGUCCGUUAAACGACAAAGCACAUUACGCGAGACAAACGUUUAUGCCAACAUCAAAACGGCAGCCAUGUUGUUUGUAGUUACGUUGGUGUUCAUCAUCGCCUUCCUGCCUUCCUGGCUGAUGGCACAUGGACUCUUGCCCUUCAACCUUGUCGUAUUUUACAUGUAUUUUACUUACAAUGUAGUUAAUCCUGUAAUUUACGCCUUCAUGAACCAAACAUUUAGAGAAGAUUUAAAACGUCUUAUACCUUUUGGUAAAUGAGAUGAGUAAAGGAGCUGUAUUCAUGGUCUUGGUUUUGUGACGCUUUGCUAUCUUUUAUCAUGCAUAUUGAGACCGACUGGUUUUAGAUAAUUAGAAAUUUGAAUAUUUUUCUUUUGGCUCUUAUGAUUGCUUAAUUAAAUGUAUCUUAAAGGUCGUAAUACGUUUUCUUUGCAAUAAACGCCAUUGAUAUUUCACACAUUGCUUGUCUACCUGAAACUUUCAGUAUUUCCUUUAUUCUAAACUUAAUAAGUGUGGGAGCUGUUAUAUGGUCCAGCAGCCGUUGAGAACAGAGUGAAGUAAUGUGAGCACUAAUGCCAGACUAUGAAUAAUUGUUAUAUGAUAACCAUGCUGCCAUCAGACAUCACUGCCUCUGAUCAGUGGGUACGUAUGUAUGUAAGCAUGUAUGUAUUUUGUAUAGGAUACACGAUGAAGAGCUUCUUAAAGUCAUCACACAAUGUGAAGGAUGGUUUAAGUAUCUUUGAUAAAAUGUUCUGUGACUAUUUAUUAUCAUGUAUUUUCUUACUGAUCUGAAAAUCAUAGUGUCAUAU
This is a messenger RNA of Haliotis rufescens (red abalone), 2196 nucleotides long. RefSeq names its product neuropeptide Y receptor type 4-like. The transcript has 2 exons. The record is from RefSeq and is a predicted model, not a curated record. Gene Ontology annotation, molecular function: G protein-coupled peptide receptor activity. Lineage: Eukaryota; Metazoa; Mollusca; Gastropoda; Lepetellida; Haliotidae. The coding region runs from base 404 to 1648 and encodes 414 amino acids. Gene Ontology annotation, cellular component: membrane. Gene Ontology annotation, biological process: neuropeptide signaling pathway.